AUGGUACUGCACAAGCUGAUCUACUGGGCAACCUCACAUUACAGAAUUGCAUUUAAGGUGAGAAAAAUUGGGAUCUUUCAUCAAGGCCCCAUUAUGGAAUCAAUGAAUCAAGUUUCUUCAUAUCCUAGCGUGACCGAAUGUACAUUAGAUAGCAGAGGGUCCCAAAAACUGGUUUGUGACAUCAUCACAUUGCUGAGGUCUGAUCAUUCCUUCUUUCCAUAUUUCUUGUUGGUGGCAUUUGAAGGCGGUAGCAUCUUGAGGGCAUUCUUGUUGCUUUCAUCCUAUCCUCUUAUGUGGGUUCUGAGCUUCGACCUCAAACUAAGAGUUAUGAUCUUCAUCACGUUUUGUGGACUGAGGCUGAGAGACAUGGCUGUCGUUGCUAGGGCUGUUUUGCCAAAGUUUUACCUCGAAAACAUCAAUCUUCUUGUUUACGAGGUGUUUGCUUCAGCAGGAUCAAGGCUGGUUUUCACGAGCGUCCCUAGGGUUAUGGUUGAAGGCUUUCUCAAGGAGUACCUGAGUGUUGAAACUGUUAAAGGAACUGAAUUGCACACCAUUGGCCCUUUUUUCACUGGUUUGGUAUCAAGCUCGGGAUUGCUUGUGAAGGCUAGAGCGCUCAAGGAAUCUUGUGGAGAAAACUUGCCGGACAUUGGCGUAGGAAGUUUAGAUCAUCAUGACCACCAGUUUGUCUCUCUGUGCAAGGAAGCCUAUGUGGUACACAAGGAUGACAGGAAAGCUUGUGAAAGCACAAUAAUGCCUAGGGAGAGAUAUCCAAGGCCACUAAUAUUUCAUGAUGGCAGGCUAGCUUUCUUUCCAACUCCUCUUGCAACUCUCACCAUGUUCAUUUGGCUUCCUUUCGGCAUAAUACUGGUAAUCUUCAGAUUUUCAGUUGCUCUACUCUUGCCUUGCAAGAUGGCCAAGUUCUUGAUCUUAGCAACUGGUGGAAAACUAAAGUUGAGAUUGUCUGAGCCAUUGGGUUCAGAAAGUGAGAAAAAAGUUCUCUAUGUGUGUAACCACAGGACCCUCAUGGACCCUGUAGUUCUUUUUGGAGCACUGGAAAAGCCUUUGACUGCUGUGACUUACAGCCUAAGUAAAUUCUCUGAGAUGGUGUCACCAAUAAGAACUGUAAGGUUGACAAGGGAUAGAAACCAAGAUGCUAAAACCAUUCAGAAAUUAUUGAGCGGAGGUGAUUUAGUCAUAUGCCCUGAAGGAACCACCUGCAGAGAACCCUAUCUUCUGAGAUUCAGUUCUUUGUUCGCGGAAUUAACGGAUGAGAUUGUUCCCGUUGCCAUGGAUACAUAUACAUCCAUGUUUUAUGGGACGACGGUGAGUGGAUAUAAGUGGUUAGAUUCAAUCUUCUUGGGCAUGAACCCUAACCCUUGUUACAGCAUUUAUGUACUAGAAAAGUUGCCCAAGGAAAUCACAUUUUCUGUUGGGAAAUCAAGCCAUGAGGUGGCUAAUUAUAUACAGAGAAGAUUGGGUGAUGCAUUGGGUUUUCAGUGCACUAAUCUGACAAGGAGGGACAAGUACACGAUGCUUGCUGGAAAUGAAGGGCUUGUCCAAGAUUAUAGGAAGAAAGCCUCAGAGCAUAGUCAAAAUUCUUGACAUAGCAUAGAUUAUUGUUAAUA
Coffea arabica (coffee) is the source of this 1625-nucleotide messenger RNA. The record is from RefSeq and is a predicted model, not a curated record. Lineage: Eukaryota; Viridiplantae; Streptophyta; Magnoliopsida; Gentianales; Rubiaceae.